Messenger RNA from Parnassius apollo (apollo), 744 nucleotides. The record is from the annotation of a GenBank genome assembly. NCBI's taxonomy places the organism in Eukaryota, Metazoa, Arthropoda, Insecta, Lepidoptera, Papilionidae.
AUGAAUAAACAGGAGGUUAACGCUUACUUUGAGCUUCUUGAAAGCAUAUUGACAGUAGACGAUGGUGUGUUGAAACCGAGUUGUAUCUUCAACAUGGACGAGACUGGUCUUCAGCUUAAUAAUCGACCAGGGCAUGUUCUAGCUGAAAAGGGUUCUAAGGCUGUAUCUACAGUUACUUCGACUGAAAAAGGAGAAACGAUUACAAUUAUAGCCUGCUGCAAUGCUGAAGGUACAUUUUUACCACCUGUCUGUAUUAUGAAAGACAAAAACAAAAAACAUGAGUUUGAGGAUGGAAUGCCACCGGGAUCGAAACUUUUCAUGUCCCCAAAAUCAGCGUACAUUACCUCAGAUUUAUUUAUUGAAUGGUUGAAAACACAUUUUGUUCCGAGAAAACCAGCUGGAAGAGUACUUCUUUUACUAGAUGAUCAUUCAACUCACUGUAAUUCUGUGGAAAUGCUGGAAUAUGCGAAGGACAAUGACAUCACCUUAUUUUUAAUACCAAGCCACACCUCUCACUACCUCCAACCACUUGAUCAUACGGUGUUUAAAUCACUGAAGACUCAUUUUUACGAGCAGUGUCGACUUUGGCUAAAACAAAAUCCUGGUCGUCGUAUAACACGAUUAUCAUUUGGAAGAUUGCUUAAUAAGGCGUGGGGAAAGGCAGCUUCUGCAGAGAAUGCAAUUGCGGGUUUUAAAGCUACAGGUGUCCACCCCUUCAAUCCAUCUGCAAUUCCCGACAAUUGA